Molecule: messenger RNA, 1518 nt
Organism: Zea mays
Lineage: Eukaryota; Viridiplantae; Streptophyta; Magnoliopsida; Poales; Poaceae
Product: cePP protein
Exons: 13
Coding region: 68-1267 (399 amino acids)
Biological process (GO): spliceosomal tri-snRNP complex assembly
Source: RefSeq, marked validated
GUCUUGUCCCGUUCCAGAACACUCGCGCUCUCGCACGACGGCACGAGCGCGCUACUGCCAUAGUGCCAUGGCGAGCGGCGGCGGUGCUGCGGCGCGGAUGGACCCGGAGGUAGCAACAGAGCUGGUGCGGAAGGGUGCCACCCUCCUCCUCCUCGAUGUCCCCCAGCGCACCCUCUUCGGAAUCGAUACCCAGAUGUUCUCUGUUGGACCCAAGUUCAAAGGGAUGAAGAUGGUGCCACCGGGAGCCCAUUUCGUCUACUACUGCUCCCCAAACAGGCAUGGGAAUGAGUUUGCACCUACUGUCGGGUUCUUUCUUACUACACACCAAUCUGAGGUGAUUGUUCGAAAGUGGGAUGUGCAAGAGGAACGAUUAAUCAAAUUAUCAGAAGAAGAGGAUAUCAGAUACUCAGAAGCUGUAAGACAUUUUGAAUUUGAUGAUCAACUUGGACCAUACAAUUUAGAUUCUUAUGGAGAUUGGAAACAACUUUCGGACUACUUGUCACCGAAUGUCAUUGAGCGUCUUGAACCAAUUGGAGGAGAAAUCACAAUUGCGUGGGAGUCAUCAUGGAUGGAUAAAGCUCCCCAAAGUGACAUGGAGAGACGUUUGGUGGAACAACUAAGAGAAGGAAAGUUUGCAAAGAAUGCUCCUGUACAGUCUGGGCGGAGAGGAUGCUACUACACAAGUAUCCCUGCUUCAGUUAAGCAUAAGGACAUCUCUGGGGGUGACUUGACAGCCCUAAACUUGGACAAAACAAGUUUGCUGGAGACUAUUUUGGCCAAAAAUUAUGAAGGUCAAGAAGAUCUAUUCUUGGGGGAGCUUCAGUUUGCUUUCAUAGCUUUUAUGAUGGGUCAAUCACUAGAGGCUUUUAUGCAGUGGAAAGCACUAGUCAGCCUUCUUUUGAGCUGCAGUGAUGCUCCCCUUCAUACAAGGACUAACAUGUUUAUAAAGUUUAUAAGGACAUUAUACUAUCAACUCAAGCAUGGUUUUCAACAUACCCAAGAUUCCAAAAGUGGGGAUAUGGGCAAUUCUCUGUGUUUGGAUGAAACAUGGUUUUCAAGAGACAUAUUCCUGUACCGUCUUUCAAAGGAUUUCUUUACAGUUGUAUUUGAAGCCCCAGUCGUGGAUGGAGACCUUCUGUCAUGGGCUAGGAAACUAAAAUCGCUUCUGGAGACUACGUUUGGGUGGGAUCUUGAGGACGACGCAGUGAACCUUAUUGAUGAAGAUGACGAGUUUGCUCCUGUCGUUGUGGAGAUGGAUGGAUCAUAAGCUAAUGAAGCCAGAUUCCAUGCAGAGAAGUCAGCAGUUGUUCAGCGUUUCUACCUUUUGGUCGGUACAUUAUGCCAUGCACAGUAGUACUAGAGAACUGAUGUUUUACGCUGAUCUUGCUGUUAGAAUCUUACGCUGUCUACUUAUUAUGAUCUAGGUACAGUGGUGCGCUGACUUGUAUGAAGUUUUACUGCUUGUGCUGACAUUGAAUAUACGUGCUAAUUAUCGACUUGGUUUCCACUUGACUGUUU